This is a messenger RNA of Caenorhabditis angaria, 332 nucleotides long. The record is from the annotation of a GenBank genome assembly. NCBI's taxonomy places the organism in Eukaryota, Metazoa, Nematoda, Chromadorea, Rhabditida, Rhabditidae.
AUGAGCAAAACCCACCCACCAGAGUUGAAGAAAUAUAUGGAUAAAGAGAUGGAAUUGAAAUUGAAUGGAAAUCGGCGUGUUUCGGGAGUUCUUCGCGGGUUUGAUCCAUUCAUGAACAUGGUGAUUGAUGUGAGUUAAAAAUAAAAUAUCUGUUCGAUUCCUGAAUUUCUAACAUUUUCGGUCCGAAAGGGCAGGCUCAUACGUGUCAUAACAAAACAGUUUUAUUUCAGGAAGCCGUCGAACACCCGAAAAAUGGCGAUCCAAUCAACCUUGGAAUGACAGUUAUUCGUGGUAACUCCGUUGUUAUUAUGGAACCCAAAGAAAGGAUUUGA